Molecule: messenger RNA, 333 nt
Organism: Stegodyphus dumicola
Lineage: Eukaryota; Metazoa; Arthropoda; Arachnida; Araneae; Eresidae
Product: NADH dehydrogenase [ubiquinone] 1 alpha subcomplex assembly factor 2
Biological process (GO): mitochondrial respiratory chain complex I assembly
Cellular component (GO): respiratory chain complex I; mitochondrion; membrane
Source: RefSeq, a predicted model, not a curated record
CUUGCUGCUAAAAAAAGUAGUGAACGUGAGAUGUCGUCAGGGAGAAGUGUAUGGCGUACUAUAGCAAGUAAUUUUUUUCAAUCCCUUAGGGUACCUUUUCAAAAGCAAAUACAUGUUGGCGAAGAUCACUAUGGAAACAAAUAUUUUGAAAGCCCUCCAAGGAAAGGAGGCCUAAGAAAAACUCCAACACGUUGGUUCGUCCCUAAAGAAAAAGAUGAUUGGCAACAAAGCCUGCCAGCAGAGUGGGAAGCAUGGUUACGUGGAAGACAUCAGGAUCCCCCAACAUAUGAAUUUAAUAAUCUGGGUGAUGCAUUAUAAAGUGAAUUUGAGUCA